UCCAUUUCAAUCAAGUACUCUUCAAACAUAAAAUAAAAAUUUAACUAUCAAUAGAAUUAAAAAUAAAUCAAUCAAUUCAAUUGUAAACUUUACAAUACGAGCAUGUCGAAGAAGUCCACUUAUGGUUAUUGGCUAUUAAAUCUGUCCCAAAAACUAUUAUUAAAUCAGCAGAGAAUACCUUUUUGUAUGUAAAAAUAUUGAUGGAGUAAAUAAAUGAUGCAUGGAAAAAUUCUAUUUAAACGCAAUAAAGUGCAAGUAAAGUGGUCAGUCAUGAAUUUUCUUUCCGAAAAAUUCAAUGAAAACAUUCUAGCCAUUGUGGAAUAUGGUCAAAGUGAUAUACUUCGUCAGAGACUUUUGGAACACCUUCAACAUCUAAGAUUCUGUAAGACGGUAUUUUUGCUAAAGAAUUCUACAAGAAAUGACUUCGAGCUAAGGAACAUUUUCGAUUUCUGCUGGAAGAAUAGAAUGGUUAAUAUCGUUGCAGUUUUUCAAGAUUUCGAAAAUUCCUCGGUUUACUACAGUUACAGUAAUUUCGGACACUUUCAAAUUGAAAAAUUCAUUUGGAACAAAAAGGACUCAAAUGUUUUCCAAAAUCGAAUGCGGGACCUAAAAGGCCAUUUGCUACCAGUAAUUUUCGGAGGGUCUAAUCCAGGAAAUAUCAUUUCAGAAAAUACUAACGGUGCGAUAAUAAAAGGUGGUUAUAUGUAUCAUCUUUUCUAUGCAUUUGCAAAGAGACAUAACUCCAUAUUGAAUAUUUCGAAUGUAAAAACUUCACUUUCAAAUUACGAUAUGCAUAAUCUUGUACUUGAUGGUAGGAGUGACAUUUCAGGAGCUGGUUUUGUUCUUUUAGAAGACUCAAUUCAAUGGUUUUCAUAUCCAUACAUGCUGUUCGAUUGGAGUGUCAUGCUACCUACAGAGCCAAAUAUCCCAAUUUAUAAGGUCUUUGCUUACGUUUUUCAUUGGAAAGCUUUUGUUUUGACUAUCAUGAUGUUUAUAUUGCUUUCUGUUUCACUCGAAGUAUCGAGAAGUUUUUCAACACCACAGCGGAAAGUUUGCAUUCGAAAUCUCUUUUUCAAUAUUGAUUGCUUUCGCGGAAUACUUGGACAAUCGUUUUCCGAAACAACAAACAAUUCUUACAGUACAAAAAUCGUCUAUUCGCUGAUCUUUUUGUUGGGAAUUAUGAUUUUUACUUCAUACGAUGCAUUUCUUCAGUCCUUCAUGACAAAACCUCCAAAGGAAAAUAUGAUCAAAUCUUUCGAAGAUCUUCAAUCGUCUGGUUUGAAAACGUACAUCCAUGAAAAAUAUUGUAUUGAGUUCUUUGACAAACUAAGACCUGAUAUUAUGCAAAAGUAUUCAAAUGUAUUUGUAUGCGAAAAGAGUUUUGAAAAAGUUGCAAAAUUACAAAAUUCUUUAAACACUAAAUUUGCCUUUUUCGUUACUGACGCAAGAUGGAUUGUUUAUGAAUAUCAACAAGAAUUUUUUGGAAAAAAAUUAUUUCGUUGGUCAAAAGAAUUGUUACUUUUGAAAAAUAUGUUUGGAGCUAUUUCUAUAAAUGAAAAUUCAAUUUUUAAAAAUUCGUUAAACUUUCACAUCUUGGAAACACAAUCAAGUGGAUUGUUUGAUUUUUGGAAGAAGAGAACUUUUUAUGAAUUGCUUAGAUUUGGAAAAAUUGAAAAUUUCAAAUAUGGAUUCAAUUCGAAUUUGCGGAAAUCAAUGAAAGUUGAAGAUUUGAAAUGGAUUUGGAUUUUAAUGGGAUUGGCUUUAAUGGUUGCCAUUUUGUGUUUUGUAGCAGAAAUUUGUAUUUUUAAAUUAAAAAUUACUAAAUUGUAAAAAUAAUUUUAUUGAUCAUAAAUAAAAAUAUC
Messenger RNA from Episyrphus balteatus (marmalade hoverfly), 1862 nucleotides. RefSeq lists its product as uncharacterized. The transcript is spliced from 2 exons. Lineage: Eukaryota; Metazoa; Arthropoda; Insecta; Diptera; Syrphidae. The record is from RefSeq and is a predicted model, not a curated record. The coding region runs from base 214 to 1830 and encodes 538 amino acids.